AUGAGGUUCACCAUCGCCUCACUGGCGGUCGUCGCCUUGGCGACACAGACUGUUGUCGGCAGCAAUUGGCUCGGUGGUAAGCCAGCCUACAACAAGUGGCACGAGACUGAGCUCGAGCGAUGGCUGUCCGACCACGACAUCCCCUACCCGGCGCCCGCAGACCGCAAGGACCUCGAGGAUCUUGUUAAGAACAACUGGGACGACUACGUGGCCAAGCCCUACAACAGCUGGGACACGCAGCGUCUGCAGAACUACCUCGCCUCGCAGGGCAAGGAGGUCAAGAAGGGCACGGAGAAGAACAAGGAUAGCUUGAUCCAGCAGGUGCAGAGCUACUGGCACGAGGGUGAGAAUCAGGCGUCUGAUUCCUACCACAGCGUGCAGGACUGGAUCUUCGAUAGCUGGACUGAGUCGCAGCUCAAGUCGUUCCUCGACCACCACGGCAUUCCCAACCCCACCCCUCGCACUCGCGACUCGCUUCUCCAGACCGCCCGCUCCAACUACCAGUCUGCCGCGAACAAGGCGGGUGAGACUGCCAGCUACCCAGGCAACUGGCUCUACGACUCCUGGUCCGACUCCGACAUCAAGUCCUGGCUCGACGAGCGUGGCAUCCCAGCCCCGCAACCGUCCAACCGUGACAAGUUGAUCGCCUCUCUGCGCCGCAACUCUCGUGUCGCAUCCAACAACGCUGCUUCAUCUGCUGCCUCCGCUUCUUCCUCUGCCCACACCGCUCAGCAGUCCCUGAGUGACCAGCUCCUCAACAGCUGGAGCGACAGCCAGAUCAAGGAGUGGUUCGACAAGAACGGCAUCAACGUUCCGCAGGGCAGCAAGCGCAACGAGCUCAUCGCUCUCGCGCGCAAGCACUCUUCGUCCCUCACUGGCAACAACGCGCAGGACUCUGCUGCUUCGGCAUACGGCGCUGCAACCUCUUCCGCUGGCAACUACUACGCCCAGGCCACCAACGAUGCCUACGGCUUCGGAAGGCAUUACUACGACUACUUCAUGAACCAGUUCGGUAUGGCUUCCAAGGAUGCUCAAGCCAGCCUCAGCUCUGCCUCCUCUGCCGCCAGUGUCAGCCUCAGCUCGUCUUCCUCCUCUGCCAGCGUCGCGGCCUCCAAGUCUUCCGGUGAGGCGGGUAGCUCCGCAUCGAGCGCAAGCAGCAUCGCCUCGAAGUCAGCUGCCAGCGCCAGCAAUGAGGCGUCCAAGAGCGCCCAGAGCGUGAAGAACGAGUUGUAA
Saxophila tyrrhenica is the source of this 1233-nucleotide messenger RNA. RefSeq lists its product as uncharacterized. Bases 1 to 1233 code for a protein of 410 amino acids. The record is from RefSeq and is a predicted model, not a curated record. The transcript has 3 exons. NCBI's taxonomy places the organism in Eukaryota, Fungi, Ascomycota, Dothideomycetes, Mycosphaerellales, Extremaceae.